This is a messenger RNA of Aspergillus luchuensis, 1368 nucleotides long. RefSeq lists its product as uncharacterized. NCBI's taxonomy places the organism in Eukaryota, Fungi, Ascomycota, Eurotiomycetes, Eurotiales, Aspergillaceae. The transcript has 2 exons. The record is from RefSeq and is a predicted model, not a curated record. The coding region runs from base 1 to 1368 and encodes 455 amino acids.
AUGCUUAGCGUCGACUCCCUUCUCAGCAGGGAUCGACUCAAAGAUGAAAGAAACGCCUUUCUAGUACCCUUCUCAACUCAUGACAUUUCAGAUGAAUCCGCCUAUGAGUUUGAUGCACCUGAUGCAGAGUAUAUCCAUGACUCGGUGACCGAAAAGCGCCGCCAUGCCGUAUACUAUCACCGGCCUCCCGUCUGGUGCCCUAUCCGGCCUUCAAGAACAUCGAGUUUCUCUGGAAGCACAAGCAGCUGGGGUACAAAGGAAACGUGCAGUGACCAAGCAGCUGAUGAUAGUGAGAUGCCGGAAGAUGCAUAUUCUUGCAUCGCUGAUGGCUGUGACGCUACCGCUGCAUUGGCAGAUGGAGUAUCUGGCACAGAAACCAACCAGUCGCAGUCUGAUCAGGAGACCAUUAUCCUUCAUGACUGGCCCACUCGUGAUAGGCCACAGACAUGGCAACAAUUGGGUACCGUGAGGAAAUACACUCUGCCAGACUGGCGAACCUCCGUGAAACCUUAUCCGAGCCGGGUGCUAUUGCAGAGCUCCGUCUGUCACAAAGGGAAAGGCAGUCCUGGACGAUUGCAAGCAUACAAGGACAUACGUUUAGGGUUGGAUGAGACGCAGCCCAUCCACGAAGGAUCACUUGUGAUUUGCGUUGAUCCUGCAUACACCUUGUCCGAUCAUGAUAAACCACGAUCUGAUGAGUUCGAUCUGGUUAGCGGGCAUAUAUUUGUUGUCUGCCGUCUGUAUUCCGAUUUAUGGGCUCUCUGUGCCAGUGCUUCGCCGCCUCAGCCGGAGAAGGUCUCCGGUGAGACAAUAUCAACUGAGCCUAUGCGACUAGCAUUCUUGCCACUCUGCGCAGUGACGCUAGCCGCAAAUUUCAGCGCAUUCAAUCAGAGAUGCAUCUAUUAUGCUCAUGAUAAGUCAGACGAGCCUAGGUACCCUGGAAAUGGGCUGCCGGUUAUGCCUCCUCCACGGACUUCUAGCCUCAGCGAUGGCAAGCAAAUCUCCCGCGGAAACAGACGCCACAUCGCCUUUCCAGAGGUAGUCUACGAUACUUUCAAUCGCGUCCCUUUCGAACGUCGCGAUCCAGAUUUUGCCCCAGCAGACUCUUCCCUGGAGAAUGUGCUUUCUAACCUGACCGACCGAGGAAGUCGUCGACUCCAGCGCUUAGGCAACCGUAUGUCAAUCCGGAAGCUCUGGAGCGAAUCUAAAAGACCUGCUCUGGGAAAUACCGAGAACCAAUUGUCCCCUUCAUCUGGGUACCUUGGAGAACCGGCAGUGCUGGGUGCAAUGCAGCAUCAUUCAAGCCUGCAGAGGCGCGAUUCUCUGAGAAGCCAGAGGCUGAGGAGUUUUAUCCGGGUUGCCCGGUAA